Messenger RNA from Fusarium poae, 222 nucleotides. RefSeq lists its product as uncharacterized. The coding region runs from base 1 to 222 and encodes 73 amino acids. The record is from RefSeq and is a predicted model, not a curated record. NCBI's taxonomy places the organism in Eukaryota, Fungi, Ascomycota, Sordariomycetes, Hypocreales, Nectriaceae. The transcript has 2 exons.
AUGCCAGAAGAUUCUAUGCACAUGAAGAUUCGAGAUUUCUCAAGCACCAUCUUUCAAUACUUCAUCAAAUACAAGUCUACUUCUAUCGCCAUAAUCACGCCUUCUAACUCCAAUGCGCAGCCCAACUAUCCGUAUUUCACAGUCGACCAUCCCAUGAAGAGUAUAGAACCGGCCAGCUUUGCUUUAUGUGCAUGCUCGCAUGCAGAUUCGGUUCUCGAAUAG